Molecule: messenger RNA, 1266 nt
Organism: Ustilago hordei
Lineage: Eukaryota; Fungi; Basidiomycota; Ustilaginomycetes; Ustilaginales; Ustilaginaceae
Exons: 2
Coding region: 1-1266 (421 amino acids)
Biological process (GO): cellular response to misfolded protein
Cellular component (GO): endoplasmic reticulum membrane
Molecular function (GO): Hsp70 protein binding
Source: RefSeq, a predicted model, not a curated record
AUGGAGGCAGAAGACGCACAAAAAGCGCUCCGGCUUGCGUUCAAACAUGACGCAAGCGGUGACACAGCGGCCGCUAUCAAGUGGGCGAAGAAGAGUGUUGCCAUCUACAAGACACCGUCAGCAGAAGCACUUCUAGUUCGACUUGAAAAGAGUGGUGCGUCCGGCAAUGGUGCCUCAACCUCAGCAUCAGCUUCGUCCUCUUCAGCUGCCGGUGCCUCAUCUUCCGCUGAGGGACUUCGCUCACGCACAACAGCCUCUCAGACCAACGGACGAUCACCAGCCGAAACAACACAUUCAGCACCAAAACGAGCGUACACUUCGGCGCAGAUGGAAGUCGUGACCCGGAUUAAGAAGGCAGGUGGUGAUUUUUACAAAGUGCUCGGUGUCGAUAAGACAGUGGAUGAGAACGGAAUUAAGAAGGCGUACAAGAAGUUGGCAUUGCAGCUUCAUCCUGAUAAGAACGGCGCUCCUGGUGCAGAUGAAGCGUUUAAGAGUGUCUCGAAAGCCUUCAGCAUCCUCACAGAUGCGGAUAAGCGGGCAGCAUACGACCGAUAUGGAGGAGAUCCAGACAACGCAAGAUCAGCAGCAGGUGCAGCCGCAGCAGGGCAUCACAACCCAUUCGGCGGUAUGAGAGGCACACCUUUCGGAGGCGGUGGAAUGUACACAGACGAGAUCGACCCCAACGAUCUCUUCAACAUGUUCUUCGGCGGAGGUGGUAUGGGUGGGGCGCAAUUUGGCGGAACCACCUUCUCGUUCGGUGGAUCAGGCAUGCGAACACAUCAAUUCCGACAACGACGACCUGGGCCACGUCGUGCUCAUGCAGAACCUCAAAACGCUAGCAUUCUUCUUCAGCUUCUACCAUUGCUCGUACUCGGCUUGUUCAGUCUUCUCGCAUACGCACCGUCGCUGUUCUCGACACCAGAUCCGAGCUUCUCUUGGACGCCUUCCACCACGUACAAAACACAACGCAUGACCGAAAAGCAUCACAUUCCGUACUAUGUCAACGACAACCAGUUCAACAACCACCCAUUCGUCACCGGAGAGCGCAGCAAAAAGGAUAUCGCUGGAUUCGAGGGUCGUGUAGAGAAUGCCUACAAGCAAGCCAUGUACUCGAGUUGCGAGCGUCAACGAGAGUAUCAAGAGAGAAGGCUUGCUGCAACAAGAGGGUUCUUGGGUAUCGGGGGAGAUGAAGAAGCUGCCAAGAGAAUCAUGGCAGAAGUCUACGACAGCUGCGAGAAGCUCAAGCAGUUCGGUAUCUACAUCUAG